Molecule: messenger RNA, 3486 nt
Organism: Orussus abietinus
Lineage: Eukaryota; Metazoa; Arthropoda; Insecta; Hymenoptera; Orussidae
Product: zinc finger CCHC domain-containing protein 8 homolog
Exons: 7
Coding region: 291-2162 (623 amino acids)
Cellular component (GO): catalytic step 2 spliceosome
Molecular function (GO): RNA binding
Source: RefSeq, a predicted model, not a curated record
UAGAAUACUUCGGCACUUCUGAUUGGUUGUUCAUCCUCGACGCGUUGACGCGACGCCUGUAUACUCGAUGCACUCAGUGGGACCGCGACCUAUCGCAUUAUAUCGCAUUUAAUCGCAUCAAAUCGCAUUCGUCAACCUGUGUAUCGAUGUGUCAUAAGGAACGAGAGCGCUCUAAAAGAUCGCUACCGCUGUCCUAAGGUUUACAAACAUUAGUAAACACACGGGAUAUAUCCGAGAAUCGCGAGAGCUUGUGGAUAGUUAGUGAAAUCCAUGGUUUCACUCCGGUACAAAUGUUUCCCAUGAAUAACGUGAGAAGGGUGACUCUGCUAGAGGACGAGGUAGUCGUGUUGGACUCAAGCCAAGAGUCCAUUGACUUGACCGAAGAUGAUCGUCCUAACCUCAACGUGUCGAUUCAUCCCGACUUGGAUCGAACCGUGUCAUUGGGAAAUCCAAGUAAGGAGUUUGUCCUGCUCGAUGAAGAGGUCGAUGCGUGUACAAGUGAUUCCAAGUCUCAAAUCUCCGAUUUAAACGAGAGCGUCAAACCCAUGGUUAAGGUUAUGUUUAGGGAUCAGAUAGUCGCUAGUAAAUAUAAGGAGAAGAUUAAAGAUUUCUUGCAAAAGUUGAUUUCAUCGAGCACCAAGGGAGGUAACGUGAAGUCUUCCAAGUUAUUAUUGGAAGUGUGGCACGGAGAUGUCGAGGAUGAACAAUCUGCAAAUGAAUCUGUGAUUAAUGUUAGCACGGAAAAUGAUGAGAGCCAAGAUACAAUUGAUAGUAUGCUCUUUACAAUUGAUAAGGAGCCACAGCUUAAGGAUGAUUUUGACGUUCCCACGUAUGGCAAGAAAUAUGACAAAACACUGCAAGGGUCUCCUAUGGAACCUGAAUCGGAGGAGACAGUGGUGCGCCCUAAAUUCUUGUGUUUCAACUGUAUGGGAGAGCAUAAUCUUCGCGAUUGUACACAACCACGUAUGCAAUCUAAUAUUAACAAAAACCGUAAAGAAUUUAACGCGAAAAAAGGUUUUAAAGGUAAUCACAGGGUUAUGAGGUACCAUGUUGAGGAGGAACAGAAAUAUGCACAUCUUGCUCCAGGUCAAUUGAGCAGUAGAUUAAAAAAAGCAUUGGGGGUUACAGAAAAUGAGCUACCGAGACAUAUAUACAGAAUGAGAAAACUUGGCUAUCCUCCAGGAUGGUUGGAAGAAGCACGUCUCCAACACUCUGGAAUAACAUUGUUUAGUUCCGAUGGUUCCAUAGUGGCUGAUCCAUCUGCAGAGCCUGGAGAAAUUCUUGAAAAGGAAGAUAUGGAUAGAUUUGACGUCAAGAAGAUCCAUGACUUUCCAGGCUUUAAUGUUCCUCCUCCUCCAGGAACUCUGGAUGAACACAGACGCUAUGGGGUCCCAAAGAUGCAAACGAAGCACAGUAAAGAAGUCAUGCUGUCCGUACUAAAGGACAAGAAGGCUGAUGAAGGAUACAAAAGAAAGAAGCUGAAACGUUCACCCGAUAAUGUACAUCUGGAUACGGAAGCAGUGCCUAGUGAAAUGGAAAUAGAAGAUCCAGAAGAUGGCGAAAUAGAAUCGGUAUCAGUUAAAGGGUUGUUUGUACCUCCACUCCCAUUGGAGCGAUUGGAGACUCCACCACCACCACCGCCACCACCGCCAUUACCACCACCACCACCACCUCCAAUGGAAGAAUUUGAUACUCAACCACAAAUAUCUGCUGCAUUUAAACUAUCGGAGAGCGAGACUCGACAUGUUGACUCUCCGUCCCUAGAGGAGUUGGAGUCCGCAAAGACGAAAUUGCUUGCUGAAUUGGACAACUCCAAUUCGCAAUCUACUCCGAUUAAAAGAAAGUCUCAGUCAAUGAAUCAGGAAAUGCCGCCACCGUCUGCAGAGUCUACUCCACAGUCAGUUAGUCGUAACCAGUCCAUAGAUUCUUCAAGGAUGACACCCAAUACGAGUCAUGGUUCCGUUAAGUCUGUCGACCUCGGGACUCCUAUUCUACAGAGUCUCUCACCAUACAGCAGGUUACCCCCUUCGGAGAAGUUUUCCAAGAAUAUCUGCGAUGUUAUAAAUUUUGAGAAUCUACCAGAUGCUACAGGAAAGUAUGAGCAGAUGUCUGGCAUCAUCCAGAAAGUCAGGGUCACUCUGGCGAAGCUUCAGCAGGAGUGAUGUCUAUGUACCCUGAAGCAACAGUCGUUUUUUAAAAAGAAUUUUAACCGGGUAAGUGAAGUGCGAUAAGUGUGUGCGUGAGUGUGAAUGUGUGUGUGUGUCUGCGCGCACGCGUGUGUAUGUAGGAAAGUGCUUCGAAAUUUAUCAUUGCGAAAUACGAGUCACUCAAAGUUUAGGAGUGAUUGUUUCAAGGGAGUGCUGCGGACGAUGAAGACAGUUCCUGCAAAGUUUUUAACACGUUGCGUACCGUGCUCUGCUCGCGUACCUUAUUUUACAUGAGACAUCUCUCGUGAUUUGUACGCAAUGUGCUAAGAUAACAAGAACCAAUAUUAAACGGCCCUCACCGACCGGAGUAUUCCCGAUGAAUAUCCUGGGCUCUGGUUUGUCAUUUUUACCGUGAAUAUGUAAAGGAUGUAAAGCAGUUUUAUAAGAAUUAUAGCAAAUAAACUAAGCAAUAGACAAAUAUGUGUAUCCAUGUAUUUGGCAAAUACGAAUAACGAGGACUUUUGUAGUUUGUAUGGAUCAUUCGUAAUCUGUGGAUGCAUCUUUUGCAAAUUUAUUCUGCUAUUGCUUUAGCUCAGAUUAUACAUACAUGUAUAUAGAGUUGACAAGAAUAGAAGAUGAAAUUUAUUUGCAUGUCCAAUUCUUGAAUUGAAUUGAAAUUUAUUUUAUUCUAUAUAUAAUACGUGUUCAAAGUAACAUAUUUGUGUAUUGUUUACUUUGGAAGUUACACAUUUAAAAGGACUGUGUGAGGACUUAAGUGGACUAUAUUUUUUAUAUACAGGCAAUAGAACAAAGUAAUUUGCCGUGUAACAUUCGCCUAUUGUUGAUACUUUUUAAAUAGUAAAUACCUGAAAUACUCUGAAUAAAUGUUUGCAGAAUCAAUUUCGAUCAAAGAUUCUCUGAAUGGCACGAUUAGUAUUUCUUUUUUUCUUAAAGGGCGAAUAAAAACUAGUGAAAUCUGCAAUGAUUAUAUUGCCUGGUGUAAAAAAUGAUGUAUGUAUGUAAUUAUUCUAAAUUGCUGAAUUAGCAACAUUCACAAGGUUUAUUAGAAUCGUUGCAAUGGCUAGACUAGCAAUGUAAGAGGAUUACGUACACAACUUUAACAUGAUACGUCCCACAUUCCUGUUCUAAGGCAUAAUAAAAUAGAAUAGAACCUAAGUCGUUGAUAGAAAUGUAUAAGCGCCGUCGAACUAAAUUAGAAAAAGGAGAUCAUUGAAUUGUACAAACGUAACGUUAUAGUGUUUACAUCUUAUGGAUAAAGCAUAUUUUUAAACAUGGGAGUAUAAGAAAUAAAUGCGGAGCACAGCUCGCAAUGAACUAA